This is a messenger RNA of Scedosporium apiospermum, 966 nucleotides long. RefSeq lists its product as uncharacterized. Gene Ontology annotation, cellular component: ribose phosphate diphosphokinase complex; cytoplasm. The record is from RefSeq and is a predicted model, not a curated record. Gene Ontology annotation, biological process: purine nucleotide biosynthetic process; ribonucleoside monophosphate biosynthetic process; 5-phosphoribose 1-diphosphate biosynthetic process. NCBI's taxonomy places the organism in Eukaryota, Fungi, Ascomycota, Sordariomycetes, Microascales, Microascaceae. Gene Ontology annotation, molecular function: ribose phosphate diphosphokinase activity; magnesium ion binding. The coding region runs from base 1 to 966 and encodes 321 amino acids. The transcript is spliced from 5 exons.
AUGGCUACCCCCAACGAAAUCAAGCUCAUCAGUGGCAGUAGCCAUCCUGAGCUCACCGCCAAGGUUGCUCACUGGCUUGGCGUCGAGGUUGCAAAGACUAUGAGCAUUCCCUAUUCGAACCAGGAGACCUCCAUUACGAUUGGUGAAUCCGUCCGUGACGAAGAUGUCUUCAUCCUCCAGACGACCGCCCCCGGUGAUGUCAAUGAUGGCCUCAUGGAGAUGCUCAUCAUGAUCCACGCCUGCCGAACCGCUAGCGCCCGCAGAAUCACUGCCGUCAUCCCCAACUUCCCAUACGCCCGCCAAGACAAGAAGGACAAGAGCCGUGCCCCCAUUUCUGCUAGGCUUGUCGCCAACAUGCUCCAGAGCUCCGGAUGUGACCACGUCAUUACGGUCGACCUCCAUGCCUCCCAGAUCCAGGGCUUCUUCAGCGUUCCCGUCGACAACCUCUACGGCGAGCCCUCCGUUAUGAAGUGGGUCCGAGAAAACCUCGACAUCUCCAACCUUGUGGUCGUAUCCCCAGACGCUGGCGGCGCCAAGCGUGCCACAUCCAUGGCUGACCGCCUCGACGUGCCCUUCGCGCUUAUCCAUAAGGAGCGGCCUCGGCCCAACGUCGUAGGACGCAUGGUCCUUGUCGGAAAUGUCAAGGACAAGAUUGCUGUUCUCGUAGAUGACAUGGCCGACACCUGCGGUACUCUUGACAAGGCCGCGACAACACUUAUGGAUCACGGUGCCAAGGAGGUCCUGGCGAUCGUUACCCAUGGCAUUCUUUCUGGUAAAGCGAUCGAGAUCCUCAACAAGUCCGUACUCAGCAAACUUGUCGUGACAAAUUCCACCCCUCUCGGCGACAAGAUUGAACGGUGCCCCAAGCUAUGUGUCAUUGACAUCUCCAGGACACUGGCCGAGGCUAUUCGGAGAACGCAUAACGGCGAAAGUGUUAGCUACCUCUUCCACCACGUUCCGAUGUAG